CCCGUACUACCUUACAUCGCCUUCCCCUUCUCUUCUUCUGAACUUCUUCGUUCUUUUGAGAGAGAAUUAAUCGGCUGGGUUCCGUACGAGAAAAUUUUCUUCGACAAGCACAUACAUCGACGUACAAUACCUAUCGCAUCUAUCAUCUUGCAAAUACUACGUCAGUAUGGCUGAUCAACUUAACAUGGGCGGUUUGAGCCUGGGCGACCAGCAACAAGCCUCUACAGCUCGUUCUUACAUCCCGCCUCACAUGCGAGGCAAGGUCGGUGCUCCUGCUAACGGUCCUCCUCCCAUGGGCGCUGGCGGUCCUCCACCUAACAUGAACGGUCUCAACAGUAGCGCGUGGGCUGGUAACAACAACUUCGACGCUCGACCCGCUCCUGGAUGGGCAGCCGGUCCCGAUUACCCGCCUCCUCAGCAACAGCAACAGCCGCAGCCGCCGCAGCAGCAGCAGCAGCAGCAGCAACCGCGUCAAGGAGGCUGGAAUAACCGACAGUUCGAUCGUAAUGCCUACGGCAACCCAUCUACUGGUGGGAACAGCGGUGGCGGUGGCGGCGGCGGCGGUGCCUACGCUCGAGGUUCUGGCGACGGACAGUGGCGCGACGGCAAGCAUAUUCCUGGUCCCCCCAACCCCCGCAUGGAGCGUGAGCUAUUCGGUACGCCGGAUGACCCUUCCAAGCAGCACACUGGUAUCAACUUCGAGAAGUACGACGACAUCCCUGUCGAAGCCUCGGGCCAUGAUACUCCUGACCCUGUUCUUACUUUCAGCAAUCCCCCGCUUGAUGACCACCUGAUCCGCAACAUUGAGCUAGCUCACUACAAGGUUCCGACCCCCGUUCAGAAGUACUCGAUCCCCAUUGUCAUGGGUGGCCGAGAUCUGAUGGCUUGUGCCCAGACUGGUUCUGGAAAGACUGGUGGCUUCCUUUUCCCCAUCCUCUCCCAGGCCUUCCUUACCGGCCCUUCUCCCGUGCCUGCUGGUGCCCCUGGUGGUGGUUACGGUCGUCAGCGCAAGGCUUAUCCCACAUCUCUUAUCCUUGCUCCAACUCGUGAACUGGUCUCUCAGAUUUACGACGAGUCUCGCAAAUUUGCCUAUCGAUCUUGGGUCCGACCCUGCGUGGUGUACGGUGGUGCUGACAUCGGCUCUCAACUUCGUCAGAUCGAGCGCGGCUGUGACCUCCUUGUUGCUACACCUGGUCGCCUUGUCGAUCUCAUUGAGCGAGGUCGCAUCUCUCUCCAGAACAUCAAGUAUCUAGUUCUAGAUGAGGCUGAUCGUAUGUUGGAUAUGGGUUUCGAGCCUCAGAUCCGUCGCAUUGUUGAAGGCGAAGAUAUGCCCGGCGUUCAGAGCCGACAAACUCUCAUGUUUUCGGCCACCUUCCCCCGGGAUAUUCAAAUGCUUGCCCGCGAUUUCCUUAAGGACUAUGUUUUCCUUUCAGUUGGACGUGUGGGCUCAACCUCUGAGAAUAUCACUCAGAAGGUCGAGUAUGUUGAGGAUAGCGACAAGCGCUCUGUUCUUCUGGAUAUUCUACACACUCAUGGCGCUGGCCUCACCCUUAUCUUCGUCGAGACAAAGCGCAUGGCGGACUCUUUAUCUGAUUUCUUGAUCAACCAGAACUUCCCCGCCACGUCGAUCCACGGUGAUCGCACACAGCGCGAACGUGAACGUGCUCUGGAGAUGUUCCGAAACGGACGAUGCCCUAUCCUAGUUGCCACUGCUGUUGCCGCACGUGGCUUGGAUAUUCCUAACGUCACACACGUUGUCAACUAUGAUCUACCUACCGAUAUUGACGACUAUGUCCACCGAAUUGGUCGUACCGGUCGUGCAGGUAACACGGGUCAUUCCACAGCAUUCUUCAACCGAGGUAACCGUGGUGUUGUACGAGACCUCAUCGAGCUAUUGAAGGAAGCCAACCAAGAGGUUCCGGCCUUCCUUGAGACUAUUGCUCGAGAAAGCUCCUACGGCGGUAGCCGUGGCGGCGGACGGGCUGGUGGCGGUCGCGGCCGUGGCCAGGGCGCCAACCGCGAUUUCCGAAAGUUCGGUGGUAGCGGCUUCAAUGGCGGCGGUGGCGGCGGCGGCGGCUUUGGUGGCCCUCAGCAGUCCAACGGCUUCAGUGGCGGCGGAGGUGGUUACAACGCUCCUCCUAGCCAGGGCUACGGCGGAGGCUACGGCGGCGGUGGUGGCGGUGGCGGCGGCAACGCACCAGCCUAUGGCGGGGGUAGCUACGGCAAUCCUGGCGGAGCAGGCGGCCAGGCUUCCUGGUGGUAAUUUUGAUGAUAUCGUCAGGCGCGCCGAUAUAUUCCCUCUAUUCCGCAACCCGCAUGCGGCGACGGA
Daldinia loculata is the source of this 2329-nucleotide messenger RNA. RefSeq names its product DEAD-domain-containing protein. Gene Ontology annotation, cellular component: nucleus. The transcript is spliced from 2 exons. Lineage: Eukaryota; Fungi; Ascomycota; Sordariomycetes; Xylariales; Hypoxylaceae. Bases 167 to 2263 code for a protein of 698 amino acids. Gene Ontology annotation, molecular function: ATP binding; RNA binding; RNA helicase activity. The record is from RefSeq and is a predicted model, not a curated record.